AUGUCGGAAUCAUUCUACACCUCUUCCCUCCCUGCUGGCGGAAGCUCCCAACCAUCGCCGCACCCACCACUCUCGCCCACCACUGGCAAUGCACCACCUCCCCCUCCGAAACCCCUCUCCCACCUCUCGCAAUCCGCCAACCCAUCUCGCUCCGGCACGCCCACUCUCUCAUCCACACCGACAAACACUUCUGCGCCAGCAUUCCCGCUUAAGACGGACUCUCCGCGCCCACAGCCGCCGUUACCAACCCAACGUACAUCCACUCCACUUGCCGCUUCCCACCCACAGCAGCAAGAACAAUACCAACCCAUUCCCCCCCCCGCACUCACGGACCGCUGGCUCCCAGCGAAUGUGCAACCAAAGCCCCUGACCGAGCUUCACUCCCUGCUGAACAGCCCUGCCCUCACGGCCUCAUUGGCAAGCCAGCAUCCCAGCUAUGCGUCCUCGCUGCAACCUCUGCACGCUGCGAUCGAAGCAAACAUUGCGCUGGCCCAACAAGUCUCGCAUCUGGAGGGCCAACUGCGCCAACUGCGCGAUGAAACGGCUCAGCUGCUUUUGAACCACGCGAGCUUGCAGACGCAGUGGAGGAGAAAACAGAGUGAAAUGGAUGACGCUGUGGCACCUUGGGGCCCGAGGCAGAUGUACCAGAGGCUGGUGUCGAGUAUCCAUGAGCAAGAGGCGCUGUUAAAGGCUAUGCAGGAGAGCUUUCUCGAAGGCGGGAAUGACGAAGAUGCAUACUAUGGUGCCGCUGGCGGAGUGAAAGCCAGCGAGAAAGAGGUCACUGAGUGGGUGAGGAGGAUUCGAGAGGGUACGACGACGUUGGAAAAGAGGCGAGAAAUGCGAGCACGGUGGGAUGAAGGCAGAGUCGGUGGCUGGAGGUGA
Molecule: messenger RNA, 882 nt
Organism: Cladophialophora yegresii CBS 114405
Lineage: Eukaryota; Fungi; Ascomycota; Eurotiomycetes; Chaetothyriales; Herpotrichiellaceae
Exons: 1
Coding region: 1-882 (293 amino acids)
Biological process (GO): protein targeting to membrane; protein targeting to vacuole; ubiquitin-dependent protein catabolic process via the multivesicular body sorting pathway
Cellular component (GO): ESCRT I complex
Source: RefSeq, a predicted model, not a curated record